AUGAGGAGGAGCUCGCUUGUUUAUUCAUUCACGUCAGACCCUCUCUCUUCCUCCCCGUGCCUGGUCCCUCCUUCCCGCUGCACACAACAGGGACCCUCCAAUGUACCGCACUAUUCCCACAUUAACACACACCACUAUCACGGCGCCAUCAUACACCGCUUUUGGAACCAGGAGGAGGCGAUCUGGCGCCAGGGUAGAUGUGAACCCACGGUAAUGGCCCGGAUGGUGGACACAGGCACACAGACAGAUCCCGUGGUUGUGCUGUCCUUGGCCCAGGCUGCUGUCUUAGGUCUCAUCUCGCAGAAUGAAGUUUUCGGAGCCACUAUUGCACCCAAUGGCUUUUACACUGGUGAACCUAAAGAAUCCCCUGCCCCCACAGUAGACGGAGUGGACUACGAGUACACGGACCAGCUUAUUGGAGCUAACGGAGAUUAUCUCGGAGACAAUUUGGGAGAAGACGGUCAGAUGCAACCAAGCUGUAGUCAGAGGAGGUGGCAGCAAGGCCCCCCUCAGCACCAGGAUGUUAAAAUGGUCAUCCCGGACCGCCACAGCCUCCCAGUGGGAGACGGGACUCCUAUAAAAGGCGAGGUUGUGAGCACUGUAAUGCCUUCAUGUGUUCACAUGCUCAACAAUAUGGCCCCGAGAGGUGGUUUGAUCCAGGUAGACCCAGCUGCUCUGAGAGUUCAUAAUAAAGACUGUGUAGAGUGUGAGCGGGAUGUAUCUACACGACAGCAGCAGCCGCAACAACAGCAACAAGUCCCUGUUCACGUGCACCCUCCUCCAGGCCCUGUGAGCCACAGAGGAGCUGAGCCCCCAGCCCACAGAGGACUACAGGCGCCAAGGCCCAUGGGAGCUCAUGGGCAAGUGGCUGGAGAGGAGGGCGAUGGAGUGGAACAUCAGCCGAACAACAUGAUGAAGCCCGCUCAGCAAGAGGAAACUAUCAGCAGCUACUUCCAAUCCAGUGAAGUGGGCAGCUAUGACUCCAAUGAAAUGGGCAUAAGCGGAGAGUAUGAGGACAGUGGCCAGAACAUGAUGUGGACUGAUGGGAGUGGAGGGGGGCAGCAUCAGCCCCCUCAGCAACCCCAGAACCCACGUCGCCAAGGGGGUCGCAGAGUCGACCGACUCGAUAUAAAUAUUCAGAUCGACGAGUCUUACUGUGUGGAUGUUGGCGAUGGACUCAAGCGCUGGAAGUGCCGCAUGUGUGACAAAUCCUACACAUCUAAGUACAAUCUGGUCACACACAUCCUGGGCCACAGUGGCAUAAAGCCACACGCCUGUCCAAACUGUGGGAAGCUCUUUAAGCAGCCCAGUCACCUUCAGACACACCUGCUGACCCACCAGGGCACCAGGCCCCACAAAUGUACUGUGUGCAAGAAGGGCUUCACUCAGACUAGCCAUCUCAAGCGCCACAUGCUCCAGCACACUGACGUUAAGCCCUACAGCUGCCGCUUCUGCCGCCGGGGAUUUGCCUACCCCAGUGAGCUAAGAGCUCAUGAAGUGAAGCACGAGCGUGGACGAUGCCAUGUGUGCUCCCAGUGCAGUAUGGAGUUCCCCACCUACGCCCACCUCAAACGCCAUCAGACCAGCCACCAGGGGCCGCACACCUUCCAGUGCACAGAGUGUAAUAAGUCCUUUGCGUACCGCAGCCAGCUCCAGAAUCACACCCUGAAGCAUCAGAGUCCCAGACCAUACAGCUGUUCCCAGUGCGGCUUGGAGUUUGUGCAGCUCAACCAUCUACGACAGCACUCGCUCACACAUAAGGGAAUGAAAGGCCACAAGUGCGAGGUGUGUUCGAGGGAGUUCACACUGUCGGCCAACCUGAAGCGGCACAUGCUUAUCCACAACAGUGUGCGGCCGUUCCAGUGCCACGUCUGCUUCAAGAGCUUCAUCCAGAAACAAACACUCAAGACCCAUAUGAUAGUGCACCUGCCCGUGAAGCCUUUCAAAUGCAAAGUAUGUGGCAAGUCUUUCAAUCGAAUGUACAACCUCCUGGGUCACAUGCAUCUUCAUGCGGGCAGUAAACCGUUCAAGUGUCCUUACUGCAGCAGUAAGUUCAACCUGAAGGGCAACCUGAGCCGACACAUGAAGGUCAAGCACGGGAUGGAGGUGUCUCCGGAAACGCAAGAAGUUCUACCAGAAAUGGAAAACCAGGCUGAAUAUGAAGGACAGAACUUCAACUAUACUUCAGCAGACAAUAUGGACAACAGUGGAUCCCAGAACCUCACAAAGCUCACAAAUGCAAACAUGGAAGAUAUGGAGGAAUAUUACAACUUUGGGAAGGACUCAAACACCUACACUUCACCAUGA
Molecule: messenger RNA, 2307 nt
Organism: Knipowitschia caucasica
Lineage: Eukaryota; Metazoa; Chordata; Actinopteri; Gobiiformes; Gobiidae
Source: the annotation of a GenBank genome assembly